Messenger RNA from Pseudozyma flocculosa PF-1, 9210 nucleotides. RefSeq lists its product as uncharacterized. Gene Ontology annotation, molecular function: phosphopantetheine binding; fatty acid synthase activity; 3-oxoacyl-[acyl-carrier-protein] synthase activity. The transcript is spliced from 2 exons. The record is from RefSeq and is a predicted model, not a curated record. Bases 1 to 9210 code for a protein of 3069 amino acids. Gene Ontology annotation, biological process: fatty acid biosynthetic process. NCBI's taxonomy places the organism in Eukaryota, Fungi, Basidiomycota, Ustilaginomycetes, Ustilaginales, Ustilaginaceae.
AUGACGCAAGCAACCGCGGCGUCCACAGCCCCGACCAACGCCGUCAAGCUCCUGCUGCGGGCAGCCAGGAACCAGUCGCUGCGGACUUUCCCCCGGCCAACCGCCGCUCACGCCCAUUCAUCCCACUAUGGGCAAGCCUCGUCCGCAGCCGCCGCCGCCUUCCUCCUAGAUACCACCCACGACGCCACCCUCUCGUACCAAGAUACCCUCGUCCUCGUCGCACGCAUCGCAGAUCGCCUCCGCAGCCUCGACCCCGGGCACACCAAGACUCCCACUGUGCACGGCCGGCCCACGUCAAGGCCAACGCUCGCCCUCGUCUCGCCGUACAACCAGCCGUCGCAGAUCCUCUGCCUGUUCGCGGCCUGGCUCGCUGGCUGGAGGGUCGCCGUGCUCCCCGUCUCGAUCUCCACGCCCCCCGCCCUCCUCGAGGCCAUGCUCAAGCUGGCCCAACCCAGCCUCGUCCUCGCUAGCCAGACAGCCCAGUGCUACGACCGCGCAGCCGCCGCGCUGGCGUCCGAACUGCAGGGAUCGCAGCAUCGUCCGCAGCUCCUCACCUUUGCCGACUUCUUCCAGCCGCUGCUGCCUGCGUCGAACGCGACACCGAAUCGGGACCCGCUCCUCGGUGAGCUGGCAGGCGCUACCACUUCUUCAACUCGCUCUUUGAGCCUGCCCGACGCUGGCUUGGACCUCUCCCACCUCGACGACGACCCGGACUCUCCGGCACUCGUUCUCUUCACGUCGUCGGCCAUCUCGCGAGAGACGGUCAAAGCGGUCGAGCUGACGCACAGGUUCCUCUACCUCCAGGCAGAGGGAAGCCUCGGCCUCGUGUCCUUUGACCGCGUGCCGCGCGUCCUCGGAUGCUCCUCGCUCAACCAUGCUAUGGGCAUCUACAUCGAGCUGUUUGCAUUCGUGCUGGGAACCGGAGGCACCUACCUGUUACCGUGCCAUCCCGACCUGCUCGGCCAGAGGCGUGGGCUGCUGGGCGAAGAGUGCGCCCACGUCCUGCGUCAGCCGGCUUCGCGGGCGACAGCCGCCGCGGCGACGCCCGGCCUCGUCAAGGCGUGGAUGGGCGAGGCCGACCUGCUGCCUCACCUGCGCAGGCUCGACAUCCUCCCCGUCGCGGGCGCCGACAUCGACGUCGGUCUCUUCCACCAGGCGCGGGCCGAGUCGGUCCCCAUCGCCCCCUGCUACGGCAUGACCGAGAUCGGUGUCGCCGCGUAUGGCCGGCCCGCGACCUCGGACCGGCUCUCGGGCUCCGCCUUCCGCUCGAUGCAGCUCACCCACGUGCUCUCGACCCCCGGCCGGCCUGACGCCGGCGACUUUGCCUCGAGCGGCUUCGUCGGUCACGUCGGGCAGCUCGUCAUCGACGCCAGCAGCUACAUUUUCAGCGGCUACUACCUGCUCGAUGGCCGCGGCGACAUCUCCUUCAAGCCACACACGGGCGCAUACGGCACGGGCGACCUGGUCGAGUUCUCCGACAGCGAUGCGGAUCCAUGCUGCCCCUCGUUCACCUUUGUCUCUCGCAUCGACGAUACGAUCCAGCUCGAGAGCGGAGACAAGGUCCUCGCCGGCCUGUUCGAACAGGCGCUCGACUCCUGCGAAGGCAUCGCCCGCUCCUUUGUCUGCGGCGACCAGGAGGCCACCGCAAGGCAGAGUCGAGCUCUCGUGGCCUACGUCGAGCUCGAUGUCGAGGGCGCGGCAUUACCUCGCUCGGUCCAGCAACGCUGCAUCGCCCGCGCCGUGGCCAAGGUCAACGCCACCGUCUCGGCGCCGGCCCGGAUCUCGCCCCACCGCGUCAAGGUGGUCGACCACCUUCCUAUCACGUCCAAGAAUGCCACCUUCCGCAAGAAGAUCAAGGCGGAGCUGCGGGCGCGCGAGCGAGACGCUCCCAGCGACGUAGAUGCUGUCUCCAGGCUCGUCGUUGCCGAGGCCCGGACGCUGGUGCAGGAUCAGCUCGGGCUGGGGCCCGAGGAUGUCGACGAUGCUCUGGACCUCAGCGGCCUCGGCCUCGACUCGAGCCGCGCCGUCGCCUUUUUUGGCCGGAUCAAGGCGCGCUACGACGUCAAGCUGGAAGCCUCUCUGCUCUUCACCACCGAGACCUUUGGCGAGCUAUGUGAGUCCAUCCGGGUCUCGAUCGCCGCAAGCCGGAAAUCGCACGUCGCCGCCAGGGUCGAUGCCGGGGACGCGGCCGGCAAUGGCGAGAUCGACGUCGCGCCGAUCGCACCUUCUCCAAUUGCCCAGCCCGCCAGCGAGCGCAUCGCCGUCGUCGGCGCUGGUCUUCGGCUUCCGGGCAACGUCAACAGCGUCGACGAGUUCUGGACUGCGCUCCAUGCCAACGCCGGAACUGGCGGCGAGCCCAUCUUCUCUCGCCUCAGCGACGAGCGACGGAGCUACCUCGGCAGCGAGGGCGAGCGCAUGCCCCGCUACCCCUGCGGCUGGAUCGGCAAGCGCGGGAUGGAGGACUUUGACCCCGCCUUCUUUGGCAUGUCGGACGACGAGGCGCUCCACGCCAAGCCCCAGCAGCGCCUGCUGCUCGAGGUGGCCUACGAGACGCUGCAGGACGCCAUGAUUGCCCCGCAGAGCCUGCGCGGAGCCCGCGUCGGCGUCUUCAUCGGCUGCUCGAACGCCGAUGGAUACGACGAGGUCAUCCGCCACGCGGGCGUCGACCAGCACAACAAGCACGCCGGCGCCAGCCUCAACCAGUCGGUCCUCUGCGGCCGGCUGAGCCACCACUUUGACUGGACGGGACCUUCGAUCACCAUCCAGACGGCAUGCUCCUCGGGCCUCAACAGCAUCGACCUGGCCGUCGCGGCGCUGCAGAACGGCGAGUGCGACUACGCCUUGGUCGGCGGCGUGACGACGCACAUCGGCGCCAUCACCCUGGGCUUCCUCGAGUCGGCCGGCAUGUCUUCGCCCACCGGCACAUCGACGCCGUUUGGCAAGAGCUCGGACGGCUACGUGCCCAGCGAAGGCUGCGCGCUCCUCCUGCUCAGCAGGCUCGGCGACGCCGCCGUCUCGUCGGACCGCAUCUACGGCUGCAUCGACGCCGCCACCAGCGCGCACCAGGGCCGCACCGCGACCAUGGCCACCACCAACGCCCGGGCGCAGCGGAGGAUGUACGAGGCCGUGAUGGCCAAGGCCGGUAUCUCGGCCGCCGACGUCGCCCUGUUCGAGGCUCACGGCACCAGCACCCCGCUCGGCGACAGCAUCGAGGCGAGCGCCAUCAUCGAGACGUUCAAGGGUCGCCCUCGCGGGCGGCCUCUGGUCGUCGGCUCGUCCAAGGCCGUCUUCGGGCACACGGAAGAGUGCGCCGGCAUCGUCAGCACGCUCAAGGCUCUGCUCUGCCUGCGUCGGGGCGAGGCACCGCCCCACCAUGCGGGUCCGAUCCGACAGCAGUCGCGCUGGGACCAGGUCCCCGCACUGAUGCGAUGCGACCAGACGAACCCACUCCCGACUGGCAAUCACAAGGCCGUCGUCUCGGGCAUCGGGUUCGCAGGCACCCUGGGCGCAAUCGUUGUCAGCCGAGCACCGUCAGAACUCAAUGACGCCGAGCAGGCCAUCAUCGAGGCUGCAGAUCGCGCCCAUCUCUUGCAGUUCUCCGCGCCGUCUCACCACCUGCUCUUCGAGCAGAUGCGGGAGGCCGCUCGUCUGCUGUCGCAGGGCGAGUGCAAGCUGGCGGACCUCGAAGUCAUCCUAGCUCGCGGACAGGACCAGCAUGCCCAUGGCCAGGCCAUCGUCGCUCGCUCGAGGGACGAAGCCGUCCGUCAGAUCGAGGACAGCCUCGCCAAGACACAGUCGGACUGCUUCCCCACGCCGGGCAGCUCCAAGGCGCAGCAGCAGCAGCAACAGGAUCGGCCGUACGCAGUCCAGUUCUCUGGCCAGGGCAAGCUCGAGCCAGGUUCGGGCCAGGACUGGUACCACACCAGCACCUCGUUCCGCCAGGCGUUCGACCGAGCGGCCGAGCGCAUCCUCGCCAAGUCGGGCUUGGACAUCAAGGAGAUCGUCGACGCCGCGCCACUGGCAUCCAACAAGGAACUCCUGCAAAGGCCCUCGGUCGCCCAGCCGUACCUGUUCGCCCUGCAGUACGCGAUGGAGGCCUGGCUGCGGUCCCACCUCGGUCGACCGCCCGUCGCCGCGAUCGGCCAUAGCAUCGGCGAGAUCGCUGCGGCCGCCACCACUGGGAGGCUCUCGCUCGACGAUGCCGUCGACCUCGUCUGUCUGCGCGGCUCCCUGUGCGACAAGGCUCCGGCCGGCGCAAUGGUCGCGGUCAAGUGCACUCGCAAGCAGGCCGACGAGGUCCUGGCCACGCUCGACCCGGCGCUCAACGUCGGGCUGGCCGCCCACAACGGACCGGACUCCCUCACCUUUAGCGGGUCCGAGGCUGGUGUGUCUGCCUUUGAGCACGAGGUCAUCAGACGCGGCUACAAGUGCACCCGCCUGCUCGUCUCCGCCGCCUACCACAACAGAAAGAGCCUCGAAGGUGUCGCCGGGCCUCUGCUUGACUGGGCGCCGUCGAAGACAAGUGGAGGCCAAGCGCCGGCAGGACCCACUCCCGCUUUCGUCUCGACCGAAGCUGCAUUCGACGAAGCCCAGGCGGGGGCGCUCGAUGGACCGCACUGGCACCGACACCUGCUCGAACCGGUCAUGUACGACGGCGCACUGGAGAGGCUGCACACGCAGCACCGUCCAGCCCUCGUCAUCGAGGUUGGUCCUUCGGCUCAGCUCACCGGUCUCGCCUCGCGCAAGCUGGCAAACAUCAGGUGUCUGGCCCUCGCCCGUCGUCCGACAGACUUUGAGCCUGUCCUGCUCGCACUUCAGUUCCUCUUCCACGCCGGCCUUCGCAUCUCCCGCCCGGAUCUCGACUCUCGACGUCGCGAGGCCCCGAGUGCUCCGCCCUCGCUGCUCUGCCUCUUCGAGCGGAAGCGAUGCUGGCCAGAUCUUCCGUCGAGCAAGGUCGACGAGGGUCACAGGCCUGCCUCGGCAGAUCAGCUUGGCCUAGGUAUCAAGAUGCAGCCGGCCGAGAGCGUCCUGCCUGCGAAGGCUCGAUCCGUCUCGGCAGUCGGCGAGGACGCUUCGGAGCAGCAAGGCGCCGGCGCUGCGCUGGCUUCUCGGCCUAGCGCGCUCGCGCUCGUCUGGACGCAGCUCUCGCGCACCGACGACGGCGUGAUGCUGCAAGCACAGAUCCCCAAAGAGGCGAUCGCGAGCAUUUUGCGCAGUGCCGAUGGCCUCGAGGGGGCCUUGCUUUCGGCCUGCAAGUCGGUGGACGCGCAGCUAAACGAGCUCGUCAGCAUCGAGCACGUCCUUCGCUCGAGCGCCGGCGUUGGCAAGCUACAGGAGGCGAGUGCUGUCCACUGCCUAGCCUUCUGCCCGCUACUCUCCGCCAACAGCCCUUCGACUCUCGCCCGCCUGUCGUUGAUCGCCACCGACAGCAAGCUCGCCCAGACGCCGAUCGCCACGGUCGAAGCCAGCAUCAGGGCCGCUACGACACUUUCGACCUGGCCAGCACCGACCUACACCAGGACCCGAUUCGUCACCGGCGGGCCACUUCCCACCUGCCUCAAGUACCUUGUCGAGUGUUCGCCGACAGAGUGGGAGGGCGUGGUCGAAGGGCAGGGGCCCAGCUGCCUCUCGCCAUCCGACAUUCUGGACAUCGCUCGCGUCGCUGAUCCAUCUUUCGACCUUCCGCUGUCCGUCGCAGCAUCCAGCCUGGCCAAGCUGUCGAGCGUCGCGCUCGACGCGCCCCAUCGGCUGUACAUCACUCGCGGGGACUCGUCGCUGAUGGUCGCGCUGGCACCCUGGGACAGGGCCAGCCAGUGCGUUUUCUCCGCCGAGAUCGAGGUUGCUGGCUCAGAUGCCGCCGACGAGAGGUCGACGCUGUUCCAGGUCGUGAAGCAGAGCGAGGUCCUCCCGGUCACCUCGGACGCUCAGGACGCUGCCUCUUCGAUGCCGGCCCCUUCAUCAGUGCUCGCCCGCGCUGCGACCCGCGCAGGAAGCGAAGCGGCCGACGGCAACCCGCUCUACCUGCCGCCGCACAAGAGUCGCCUGCACCACGGCAUUCUCAAGGCGCUCGACUCGGUCGCCGCCGUGCACUGCCGCAACAGCCUGCGCGACUUUGACGCGGAGACCGUCCAGCCAGCGCAGCGCAGCUACUAUGACUGGGCCAAGGACGUCGCCGCGCGCUCCCUCGAGCCCAGCACCUACGAGCUGACGGCCCAGGAGCGCGACGAGUACGCCUGCUUCUUCGAGGCCAUCCACCGCGUGGGCAAGCGGCAGACGAGCAUCUAUCGCGACAGCAAGGCCGCGGUCCAGGCCCUCUUCUGCCCCGACAUCCUCACCGACGUCUACCGCAAGACGGCCGCCGCAGAAAACAUCGGCAAGUCCAUCCCGCAGGUUCUCCGCCGCAUCGGAAGCCUGGCCAAGCAGUCCGGGCGAGACCGAUGCAGGAUCCUCGAGAUCGGCGCUGGCACCGGCCAGCUAAGCCGCCUGGUGGCCGCCGCCACCAAGGACGUCGAGAGGGAGCUCGGCGUUACCUUUGAGCUCGUGCUCACCGACGUCGCGCUCAGCAUGGCGCGCAAGGCCCGGCAGGCGGCCAUCGAUGUCGGCUUCGACCCGGAACGCAUCGUCAUCUCGACCGUCAACAUUGUCACGGGCGAGCUCGGCGCGGCCAUCGCUCCCGAUGCCGCCCACUUUGACGCCGUCGUGAGCGCCGACGUUCUGCACAUUGCCACCGACCUCGACAUGAUCCUGGGCGUCUUCCGUAGCCUGUUGCGCCCCAACGGGUGCCUGUACGCGUGGGAGCUCGACGCGCAGCUGCUCGAGUCGCAGGGACCGGGCGCCAUCUUCAUCGAGCACCUGUUUGGCGCGUUCCCAGACUGGUGGCCGCAGACGCGCAAGCACGCCGUGCUCACCGAGAAGCAGUGGGUCGCCCUGCUGGGACAGUCGUUCCAGACGGUCCACACCCACCACCCCGCUCUUGAGGGCGCAGGCUCCAUCCUGCUCUUUGCCGAAAAGGUACUCAAGGGCGAGCCGGCGCUCGGCGGAUCGCCUGCCUCUGCUCAAGGCCUCGUCGAGGUGUACACUCCGGCCACGGGCUCGUCCCGCGGGUCCUCGGUCGAUGCCAACGAGAACGGCAGGUACUCGUCCAGUGUGGGAACCACUGUCCAGUCUGCGUCUUCGCAGCCGUCCGGCGAUGCCAAACACUUCACGUCGAUCGAAGUGGCCACCGCCCCUGCCGUCAGCCUGGCAUCUGUCGUCGCGACCGUGCGAUCGGCGUGCGUGCAGGCUCUCGAUCUCAGCCAGGCGCCGGCACCGGACCACGAUCUCUUCGAAGCUGGCCUCGACUCGCUCUCGUCCGCUCAGAUCCUUGGCCGCCUGUCGGACGCUUUUGGCGUCGAGCUGCCACUCGACCUCUUCUACACCGCCUCGACCAUCAGCGUGGCCGCCAGGGAGGUGCUUUCCAUCAUCGAAGCCGCCGGACCAGCGUCGGUCCCUGAGGCUGUCGAGGGCGUCUCAGCUCAUGCACUCCUCGCAACAACCGAGUCAACGAGCGGUCAGGUAUCUUUGGACGCCAUCGCCGCGGUCAUCCGAUCGGCAUGCGAGCAGGCCCUGCAGCUCGACCAGAGUCUGGCAGGCGACCGCGACCUGUUUGACCUCGGACUCGACUCGCUGACGUCGGCCCAGGCCAUCUCGAGGAUCGAGAAGGCCUUUGACGUCGAGGUGCCCGUCGACCUCUUCUACACAGCAUCGACCGUCGAUGCUGCGGCGGCACAGGUUUUGGAGCUCUGCCAUGCCGAAUCCCAAGGCGCCGAGGCGGCGAAGGCCACCUACCCAGGUCUCGAAGCUGCACCUCGGGAGACGACGAUCGAGCGUCCACCUGCCGACGAAGAGCAGCUGCGCCUCGAGGAUGAAUGCCGACAGCUGCUCGCCGACCUCAAGGGGCGUGCCAGACAGCUCAACUUUGAAGCUCGACAGGCCGCACCCGCCACCACCAAGCGAACCGUGCUGCUCACCGGCGUCACGGGCACCGUCGGCUCGAACCUGGCCGUCUCGCUCGUCCGGCGCGGCCACUCGGUCAUCUGCUUGUCGCGCCGAGGCAAGUCGACCAGCGCUUACGACCGCCUCUACUCGCUCGCGGACGACAUCCUCGCUCCGGCCGACGUUGGUACGCUGCGAAUUGCUCUCGAGAGGGGCCAGCUCGAGAUCCUCGAGACGGACGACAUGUGCGCGCCAGGCCUGGGCCUGCGGGACGGCAUCGCCUACACCUCGCUCCUCUCGCGCGUCGAUGCCGUCGUCCACUCGGCCUGGCGCAUCGCCUACAGCCCGCGCCUCUCGGGCUACUCGCGCCACCUCGAUGGCCUCCUCAGGCUGCUCGAGCUGUGCGCGGCGUCCAAGCGCAUCAUCGAAUUCCACUUUGUCUCGUCGGUCGCCGCCGCCCGCAUCGCCAGCUGGGAUCCGACGGAGCUGCAAGCGGGUGCGCUGCCGGAAUCGAUCGUGGCUCUGGAGCCAGGCCUGCGCCUGACGGACAACGAGGCGUACGGCGCAUCCAAGCUUGUCUCUGAGGCGCUGCUGGCCGAGACGGUGGCCUCGCUGCCCAACGCGCCGCGCCUCGCCAUCCACCGCCUUUCGCAGAUCUCGGGCGACUCGCGCACGGGAUGGUGGAAGCCCAACUCGGAGGUGGCGCCCUGCAUCCUCUCGUCGGUCUCGUCGCUCGACGGCGCCUUUCUCGCCCCGCAGGCCGACGCCGACUGGAUCCCGAGCGACGUCUGCGGCGCCGCCAUGGCCGACAUUGUCGGCGCUGCUACAGACGGAGGGCCCAAGCGGAGGGUCGAAGUGUACCACCUCGCCAACCCGCACCGGCUGCGGGUCGACGAGUGGGCAGGGAUGUGGACGCGCAUCAUCAGCCACGGGCGCAUCGACUCGGCGCGCUUCCUCCGUCCCACCGCCUACCGCCGUGCCAUCGAGACGGCCCACGCCUCCUCAUCGGCGAAGCGAGGACAGGACGAGAACCCGGCGCUGCGCAUGCUGGCGUACAUGAAGGCGCUCGAGCGGCUCGACGAGCGUCGCACCGCCCUCGGCGUCGACCUGCCCCGCGAACCGCUCGACACCUCGCGCGCCCAGAGCGUGAGCCCCGCCCUCCGCGCCUGUCCCCGCAUCAACGAGACGCUGCUCCGCCGGUACGCCGACUCGUUCCGACGCCAGUGGACCGUCUAG